Molecule: messenger RNA, 3049 nt
Organism: Dermacentor silvarum
Lineage: Eukaryota; Metazoa; Arthropoda; Arachnida; Ixodida; Ixodidae
Gene: dbo
Product: kelch-like protein diablo
Exons: 9
Coding region: 375-2159 (594 amino acids)
Molecular function (GO): protein binding
Source: RefSeq, a predicted model, not a curated record
GUCGUGCGUGUGUUUUAACUUACGUGAGUGAUGUCGCGACAGCUGUUUUAUUGGCCGACGAAGUAUAAAUUUAUCUGAUUUCUCUCGCGAGCUUUCUUUUUGUCAAGGUGUGGACGUACAGCCAAUGUGGUACAGCUUUUGUGUCAGGUGUCAGCCUGUGGUUCGGGGCACCGGAAGUCUGAGGCGUUGACCUAUUGCUCUUGUUUGGCCACCGUCCUAGCGAGGUUGGCGUAGGAACUAUAUUCCUGAAAGGAAAGCCUUUCGGGCGUAGGAACUAUAUAUGACGUGGUUUCAUUUGAUGUGCUUUCAAGUUACCGAAUGAACGCCAAAAGGGCUACGGAGGGGUGCGCUGUGCGAUGUAAGACCUGAGGAAUAUGAACGAUAUUCGUUGCUUUCGAAGCACCAUGGGCGAAAUACUGCACACGGAUCUGGACAGUUCAACGUCGCCCGCGAGGCUGGAGUAUACUUCCGAAAAGCAUUCUAGGCACACGCUCGAAGCCAUCAAUCUGCUCCGGCUGCAUCGAGAGCUUUGCGACGUUGUUUUGCUUGUGGGAAACCGGAAGAUCUUCGCUCACCGAAUAGUGCUGUCGGCAUGCAGCCCAUAUUUUCACGCAAUGUUCACCGGCGAAUUGGCGGAAAGUCGGCAGACUGAGGUGACAAUACGAGAUAUAGAUGAACACGCAAUGGAGCUGCUCAUGGACUUUGCUUACACAUCACACAUUGUGGUGGAGGAAGGCAACGUGCAGAUGCUGCUGCCAGCGGCCUGCCUCUUGCAAAUGGCAGAGAUACAGGAUGUCUGCUGCGAGUUUCUCAAAAGGCAACUGGACCCAACCAACUGCCUUGGCAUCCGUGCAUUUGCUGACACACAUUCGUGUCGUGAACUUCUGCGUAUAGCGGACAAGUUUACACAACACAACUUUCAAGAGGUGAUGGAAAGUGAAGAAUUCCUUCUUUUACCAGUCAACCAGUUGGUAGACAUAAUAUCCAGCGAUGAACUCAACGUCCGCAGUGAAGAACAGGUUUUCUCAGCAGUCAUGUCUUGGGUAAAAUACAAUGUUACAGAAAGGAGACAGAACUUGGGACAGGUGCUUCAGCAUGUUCGGCUCCCUUUGCUCAGCCCAAAAUUUCUUGUGGGCACAGUGGGCUCAGACCUUCUCAUUAAAAGCGAUGAAGUGUGUCGCGACUUGGUGGAUGAAGCCAAGAAUUACCUGUUGCUGCCCCAGGAAAGGCCACUCAUGCAGGGCCCACGCACUAGGCCUAGGAAGCCUGUGCGUAGAGGUGAAGUCCUCUUUGCAGUGGGUGGAUGGUGCAGUGGCGAUGCUAUUGCCAGUGUGGAACGCUAUGAUCCUCAGGCUAACGAGUGGCGAAUGGUGGCACCCAUGAGCAAACGUCGGUGUGGUGUUGGUGUUGCAGUGUUGAAUGACCUUCUUUAUGCUGUUGGUGGUCAUGAUGGCCAGUCAUAUCUUAACAGCAUCGAACGGUAUGAUCCCCAAACAAAUCAGUGGUCAAGUGAUGUUGCCCCGACAAGCUCCUGCCGUACAAGUGUCGGAGUGGCUGUACUUGAUGGUUACUUAUAUGCUGUGGGAGGUCAAGAUGGUGUCUCAUGUCUCAAUUUUGUUGAAAGGUAUGACCCACAGACAAAUCGAUGGGCCAAAGUGGCACCUAUGAGCACCAAGAGGCUUGGGGUGGCUGUGGCAGUGUUGGGCAGUUAUCUUUAUGCCAUGGGUGGCUCAGAUGGCACAUCUCCACUCAACACGGUGGAGCGAUAUGACCCACGAACCAACCGCUGGAGUUCUGUGGCAUCCAUGGGCACUAGGCGCAAGCAUCUGGGCUCGGCUGUUUACAGCAACAUGAUCUAUGCUGUUGGAGGUCGUGAUGACACUACAGAGCUCAGCAGCGCAGAACGCUACAAUCCACAGUUGAACCAGUGGCAGCCAAUCGUGGCCAUGACUUCACGGCGCUCUGGGGUUGGACUGGCAGUAGUGAAUGGACUUCUUUAUGCUGUGGGUGGAUUCGACGGCACCACAUACCUGAAGACAAUUGAAGUGUACGACCCUGAACAGAACCAGUGGAAACUCUGCGGAAGUAUGAACUACAGGCGUCUUGGAGGUGGAGUCGGUGUUGUAAGACUUCCACAGCACGAGGCACACUACUGGUGAAAGCAAAUCUUUGGGCGUGCCCAAAAACCUUUGUGUGGGCCUGUGCAUUCAGAGACUUUGAAUAGGUUGAAAGGUUGCGACCAGGCAUCUUGGUGAUUUUAAAUUGCGUGCCAGCAGUCGAAGUUAGCUACAAGGCUCAACCAAAUAUUGACUGACCACUUGUGCUGUGUACUGCUCUGUGGUCAUGUUUACAGCCCAGAUUCAUAGGUACUGGCAGGCAUUGACGCAUGCUAUCUUGAGUUGCUAAAAAGUAGUUCUUUUGUACCACACCUGCACAAGUCGUUUAGUACUGUAUAUUUUUAAACUAAGUGUGUAUAUGAGACUACAGACCAUUUAAGUAUUUUUUUCCAGUUUUAGCUCUCAGGGAGCUGUAUUCUUGCAGUUGUGUUUCAAAGCAGUUGCACCUGCUUUGGCACUAUUGGCUAUGCCUGCACAAUUAUUGCCAUGUAUUAGCUUGGCAAGCAGUUUUUAAUACUCAUAACUGCAAUGCUGUUAGGACCUAUGAAGGGAGGGUUCAAGAACAGUGUACAAUGUGUAUGAAUGUUUUUAGAGUGCAUGGAAAUGUUUUUAAACUUCCCCACUAUGCACAACCAACUCUACUAUUCACACACUGACGAAUGCAAUCUCCUCGAUUUUGGUGUACUUUCUGCACUAGUACAGGCACUUGAAGUUUGAAGUUUAUUUGUCCUGCCUGCUUACAGGAACGGAAGCAGAGGCUAAAGGCUACAUAGCCUGACAAAAGACCUCUGCUCCUAUUACAGUUCGGCACGCAGGCCGAUGUACAUUACACAAUAUUGCACUUCGAAACAUUUCGAGAAAAUAUUAUCUUUCACAGCAGAGAAGAGAGCGUAAAAAAAAAACAAAAAAACAAUGGCACAAGUCAUGGUACA